GUGUAACGGGUUACGAUUUGUUGUGGUUGGACUUUUAUGUUGAAGGGAUGUUCUUGGCCGGCUGUGUGCAGAGUUCCGGUUCGGUUGUUUAGAAGAAAACGAGCUAGUGUGAUCGGAGAUCGUUAACGGUGUUUCUGCUGGAGUUAAGACGUGGGCUGCGGCCAACAGUAACCCGGAAUAAAGAUCCGAAACGGAAACAACAAGUUGGAGUCAUUAGCAUCUCUUAGAAAAGGCAACAAAAGUGUGUUUUAUAGGUGUGGUGGCUUUUGUUGAGCCGUGGCGGUGCGACACGAACUAGUUUAGCCCAGCAGAAAGGCCCCGCGGCUGGCUGGACCCAGCUCGACACAGCAGCAGAGCGGAAGCGCGGCUGGCCACACCGCAUCACCAACUGCCUUCAGGACCACUGGGCUGGGCUCGCCGUCCAGUCUUCCAAAUCGCUGACAGUUCUGAUCAUCCAGACAGAGGGGGAGAAAAAACCAGCCGGAGUUUCAAGCAGUUAAAGGUGUUCAGCAAAUGGUGCUGAUUUAUGAAGCAGCCAGCUCCUGAAGAACUGAGGCCUCUUUUGAACCAGAAGGACAUGGAGCCCCUUGACAUGAAGCAGGAAGAGGAGGAGCAGCUUGAUGAGAUUAAAACUGAUUCCACCAACAUUUCAUUCUCUGCAGAUUCUCGUCAGUUUAAGGAAGAAGGAAGAGAAGUUCUGUUGUCACAGUUUGAUCAGAACCAACCUAAAGACGCAGAUCUUCCAACCAGCAGCACCACUGACCAGAUGAAUGCAGAAAGUGGUAGAGAGGACUGUGGAGGAGCAAAACGUACCAGGAAUCUAGAUCCAAAACUUUAUAAAGAUGAUUCCAACUCUUCAGAGACUGAAGUCAGCCAAGAUGAAGAUGAUGACCAGGAUGGCAACAAUUCUGACUGUCAGCUAAAGCCUUUUGCUUGUAAGCUCUGUGGGAAAAGAUUUUCCCGAAAGAUACAUCUGAACACUCACAUGAAACUCCACAUAGGACAGAAGCCUUUUGCCUGUGAGCAAUGUGGAAAAAUAUUUGCCCAUAAGGGAAGCUUGAAGAGACACAUUAGAGUCCACACAAGACAGAAGCCUUUUGCUUGUGAGCUCUGUGGACAAAGAUUCACACAAAAGGCAAAUUUAGACACACACAUGAAAGUCCAUACAGGACAGAAGUAUUUUGCUUGUGAGCUCUGUGGGCAAAAAUAUAAACAUAGGUGUAAUUUUGAAAGACACAAAAAAGUCCAUACAGGACAAGAUAAAUGUGCUUGUGAACUCUGUGGAAAAAGAUUUGUUAGAACGGAAAAUUUAGACAGACACAUGAGUGUCCACACAGGACAGAAGCCUUUUGUUUGUGAGCUCUGUGGAAAAAGAUUCAGCCGAAAGGACCAUUUAGACGAGCACAUGAGAGUCCACACAGGACAGAAGCCUUUUGCUUGUGAGCUCUGUGGACAAACAUUCACACAAAAGGCAAAUUUAUAUACACACAUGAAAGUCCACACAGGACAGAAGCCUUUUGCUUGUGAGCUCUGUGGACAAAAAUUCACACACAAGGGAAAUUUGGACAGACACAUGAGAAUUCAUGCAGGACAGAAGCCUUUUGCUUGUGAGCUCUGUGGACAAAGAUUUAGUGUAAAGUCAAGUUUAAACGGUCACAUGAGAGUCCACACUGGACAGAAGCCUUUUACUUGUGAGCUCUGUGGACAAAGAUUUACACACAAGGGAAAUUUAGAUACACACAUGAGAGUCCAUACAGGACAUAAGCCUUUUGUUUGUGAGCUCUGUGGGAAGAGAUUUAGUGUAAAGUCAAGUUUAAACAGUCACAUGAGAGUCCACACAACACACAAACCAUCUGUUUAACUCCAAUGAUUAUUAUUGUAAUUCUCACAUCUUUAAUGUUUAGUUAAGUCGUUUAGUCAGUGGUUUCAGGUUUGGCUGGUCAACACAGUCCUCCCAGACCUCCUCCAAGUCAAACUGUCCCAUAUGAACGUGCCUGACCCAAUUCUGACGGACAGGAAGCAGAAAAUGAGGCUGGGGGAGAAUGUCUCUGACCUGCAGACCAUCAGCACCAGUUCUCCUCAGGGCUGUGUUCUCUCCUCUCUGCUCUUCUUCCUGUACACCAACGGCUGCACUCCAACCACGAGUCUGUUUAUGUUUAUGUAUUUAGCAGACGCUUUUGUCCAAAGCGACUUACAAGUGAUAAUAGGCAUGUUGCCCUUGAGGCUAACAACAACAACAAUAACAACUUGACAUCAGUCAUGGAGAGGAGGGAACAAGGAGUGGACAGUAGAGAGGGGGGACGGGUGCAGGCAGGGUGCUAGUUUAGAAGAUGCUCUCUGAAGAGCAGGGUCUUCAGGAGUUUCUUGAAAAUUGAAAAGGAAGCUCCUGUUCUGGUAGUGCUUGGAAGGUCAUUCCACAUUUGUGGAACGAUGCAUAAGAAGAGUCUGGGUUGUCCUGAGCGUGGUGUAGGCACUGCUAGCCGACCAUCCUGUGAUGACCGGAGCGGCCGGGCCGAGACGUAAGCCUUUGCAAGAGGAUUCAGGUAGAUGGGAGCCGUACCAUCUCGGACUUUGUAUGCUAGUGUUAGCAGUUUGAAUUUGAUGCGUGCUGCUAGCGGUAGCCAGUGGAGCUCAAUGAACAGAGGGGUGACGUGUGCUCUUUUUGGCUGAUUGAAGACCAGACGCGCCGCUGCGUUCUGGACCAUUUGAAGAGGUCUCACAGUACAGCCUGGAAGACCAGUUAGAAGGGCGUUGCAGUAAUGGAGGCGGGAGAUGACAGUAGACUGCACCAGGAGCUGGGUGGCAUGUUGUGUUAGGUAUGGUCUGAUCUUACGUAUGUUAUACAGCGCAGUGUGUUUGCACCUGAACUGACCCGCUCUGCUUUAAUUAUCGAUUCCCUAUAUUAUCAUUUCAUUGUGUUUAUUUAUUCUAGUUUUGCUCAUAUUUUUUCUUGCACCAGGUACCGCAGCAGUUUGCUAUAGUUCUUCACAGUAAAACCCGUCUGAUUUGUGAAUGAAUCAGUGUAAAAAGUUAGCUUUCCUGUUGCAGCAAAUUAUUAAAGUUCACUUUGUUUUUAGCAGAGAGGCCUUUCUGCGUAGGCUGCUGCCUCCGCACCGUCACUCCAGAUAAACGGCUGGAAAUGUUUAACUUAAACAAACGUUGGUUUUGAGAUAUGGUUGAAAUGAUUGAAUUAAAGUUUGAAUAUGGAACACGGACACUCUGGCAACAUCUAGUGUUUAGAGGUGGUAACUGCAACACAAGAAGUAAUUUUCCAGCUGCCGGGGUGUUGGUUCACUGCUGACACGUUCUUGACCACACAGCCAGCACCUUGUCCAGUGACCAAUCGUACAGGGUAAGGACUCAUUUCUAAUAAGUUUAUUUUACAACCGUAUUCACCGUUAGAACAUCUUCUGGGCUCAGAAUCAGUCCGCCUUUUUACACAGUCGCAGCCUCGCCGAGCUGGCCUAGAGCAACAGUGCCCUCUUGUGGCUGGUAGAUGUAUAAACCCAAUGUUGUGCCCAACAAAAUAAAAAUUAGAUACAUUUUUUUAAAUAUAACUUAAAUGAAAAACUACGUUCAUUCUGCACACCUCUAAACACCCGUGGAGGCUUUUGUUUAAAAAUAGCUUUUUAUUUCUAAUGUUCCAUAUUCCUCCUUUAAUGAACAUAAUAAAAAUAAUAAUUUGGGGAUUUGCAAGGGUACUGUUACAUAAAUGUUUGGUAUUUGGAGAAGAAAGGGUUGAAAACGAAAGGUUUGUUUGCCACUGAAGUUUUUAAUAAAUGUCUUUUUUCAGAGUUCAGUGUUGGCUAGCUCAGCUCACAUAUCGGACUUGGGCCUUUUCAAACCACUCACAUACCUGUCAUCAGCAGAGAGCGAUCACACAAACAUAAAACUAGCCGAUCCCACCUUCAUUAUCUCAAGCAGUUGUCUAGAGUCUCACAUUCAAUAAGUCAUACAGUUCCCUCAUCCCCAGCCACUGUUAGCAUGGCUCUUUAAAAGUUCGCUCUCUGCUGAACAAAACUUUUAUCAUAAACGACCUGAUUUUAGACAAUAAUCUUCAAGGUUUAUUUUUAACAGAGACCUGGUUGAGUUCCGAUGCUCCUGUUGCUCUCACAGAGGCCUCCCCACCAAACUUUAACUUUAUUUAUUCUACCAGGAAUGGGAAAAAGGGAGGUGGAACCGCUUUUAUGUGUUCUUCUACAUUCAAAUUCAAAAAAACUUUUAUCAUCCCCGAGGGGCAAUUGUGUAAGUACAGAGGAUUGAUUGUAAUAAACCUUGUAAUAAAGAGUAAAAAGAGUUUAUUAAAAUUAUUAUUUUAAAUAAUCUUGAAGUGUCCUUCAUCUUGCGGAGGAACAGCAGACCGAUAAAAGAUGUUUUUCAGCAGACUUUCCGACUCCUGCGAUGGAUAAUCUGUGGGACAAAGUACAGCUCGACCCAGCUCGACCUGGCUGGGGGAACGUGACCUUUGGGACACAAAAUGAGGCCAUUCAUAUUGCUACAAGAUUAAAUUAUGAUGCCCGGAGGGCAACAGUGUUGGUUCUACUGGAUCCAAGUGCUGCCUUUGAUACAGUAGACCACACUAUUCUUUUAACCCGCUUUAAACAGAUCGGCCUCUCUGGUGAUGUACAUAGAAGAUUCACUUCUGUUGUGUUCUUAGAUGUACUUCCUGUAUCUGACAUAAAGGUGGCACUGUGGGGAUUGCUAAUGUGAGAAGAAGAAGAAUAAAGAAAUGAAACUUG
Molecule: messenger RNA, 4739 nt
Organism: Nothobranchius furzeri (turquoise killifish)
Lineage: Eukaryota; Metazoa; Chordata; Actinopteri; Cyprinodontiformes; Nothobranchiidae
Source: RefSeq, a predicted model, not a curated record